Molecule: messenger RNA, 2360 nt
Organism: Bemisia tabaci
Lineage: Eukaryota; Metazoa; Arthropoda; Insecta; Hemiptera; Aleyrodidae
Source: RefSeq, a predicted model, not a curated record
UAAUUGUCUACAUUUUUUAGGAGGCUGUCUACGAAGCCACAACAAAACCUCUAGUCCGUGACGUGCUAUUAGGGUACAACGCCACCGUUUUCGCUUACGGCGCGACUGGCUCUGGAAAGACUCAUACAAUGGUCGGUCACCCUGGCAAGGACACCGGUAUCAUGGUCAGAGCCAUGAAUCAGCUCUUCCAAUUCAUAGAAAAACGACCGCAGCAGUAUUCAGUUAUUUUAUCUUACCUAGAAAUAUACAAUGAAAAUAUUCGCGAUCUUCUGAACCCACGGUCCGGGUUUUUAGAGCUGCGGGAAGAUUCUACGAAAGAUAGGAGUGUUCACGUGGCCGGACUGACAGAAGUUGAGGCCAACUCAACUGAGGAGGUGAUGGGUUUGCUGCAGAAAGGGAACAAGGAGCGUAGUUGUGAGCCCACGGCGGCGAAUAAGACGUCAUCGCGAAGUCACGCACUGCUCAGUGUUACGGUGCGUCGCGCUCUGGCCGUCGUCGGCGAGUCACACAACAAACUUCGCACACGAGUCCGCCAGGGACGCCUCUUCAUGAUAGACCUGGCCGGCUCCGAGAGGGCCGCUCAAACCAAGAACCGAGGAAAGAGGCUGCAGGAGGGUGCGCAUAUCAACAGGUCCCUUCUGGCGCUAGGGAACUGCAUCAAUGCGCUGAGCGGUGGCGGUGGAGGCGGGGGUCGCUACGUGAACUACAGGGAUUCCAAGUUGACGCGGCUUCUGCGAGAACCGUUGAGCGGCAACUGCCGGACAGUUAUGAUCGCUCACGUAAGUCCAGCCUUGAGCCACCGAGAGGAGACCAGGAACACCCUCGUCUACGCUGCCAGAGCUAGCGGUAUUACCCACAAGGUGGAGAAGAACGAGUUGGAUAUCUCGUUCCACGUUUCGCAGUAUCGUUCGAUGAUCGCGGACCUCCGAAACGAGAUCUCUCGGCUGCGGAACAAGAUGGAAGAGAAGGAUGCCUGCCCACAGGAACAUUGUUCACCAAAUGACAAACUAGAAGUAAACGGAUGCCCGCAGCAAGCCAAAAGGAGUGGCAGCAGCCAAUCAGUCAAACAACUUCGUGAACAGAUCGUGGCCACGUUCCGGGAGCAGAUGAAGCUAAGACGUCGGUUAAUGGACAUAGACGGCCACUUGCUGUCACUGGGUGUUGAAGCUGAGAGACAGCAUCAAAUCAUUAGCCAAUGGGAGUCUAGAAACAACAAGCUCUACCGAAGACAAUCCAGUCAUAAGUGGCGUAACAGACCUAGCACCACGUCUUUCAAUGACGUUGACGAUGAAAUGUGGAACGACCAUGAGGAGCUGAAUAUGCACCAGGCCUGGUCGGAGCUGAGCUACAUCGAGCGGGAGCAAGAGCGGUACAUCAACAUCCGAUCGGAGACGGUCAAGGAGCUGGACGCGGUGCGACACCGAGCCGUCGCUCUCGAGAACGACCUCCCCAAACGACUCGACUCCGACACCGAGCGAGAGCUCCUCAGUCUCUUGUGCAGGGUUCACGAGCUGGAGGCGGACAAAAUGGCUCUGCAGGGGGAGCGGUUGGUUGAGUCGCACGAACUGCGGAGACGGGGUGAGCUGCUACUGCGGUUUCAUCGUCAACAGCGCCUCACCGAUGACAUCAUCACCCGCCAACGGCAACUCAUCGAGGACUCCCGGAUCGGGCUUCCCAACGACCUCCACGAGCUGUACUCUCUCUACCAGCAGGAGAUCCACGCCGCCACCGCCUCCUCUGCCUACAAUGUCGACACUGCCGGCGUCCCCUACUCCGCCUACGACGCUCUUCCACCUCUCAACAAGGAGCCUGUUCCUGUCCAGUCGGCGAGGAACGGCGAGAGACCCUCAGGAGCAUCUAGAGCCGGCCGGGAGCGGCAGAAUGGACACGCUACGUCGAACAACGGUCUUCCGCUCCUAAACGAGGGCCGCUUCAUGCCGGUCUACCGGAGUAGCUUGGAAGAAGACACACCCCCUGAUCGGAGCUCUCCACCUAUCCCGACGCACAUGAAUGAGUGGCAACGAGAACGCUACUUGAAGCAGCAACAUCAGCAGCAGCAGCAGUAUCAACAGCAGCAGCGGCAACAGCAGUAUCAACAGCAGCAGCGGCAACAGCAUAGCCAACAGGGUAGCCGCCACCCUAAUGGCGCCCAGAAUGGAAACUCCAAAGAUCCCUUACGACCCUCCCCUGCACCCCCAUCCAUGCUCUUCCCGCCGAUAUCCGAUCACUUCACUGGUCACUGACAGGAGGUUCUCAUCUGAAUCUCAAACGCUUGUGUUCACUAUUCUCACGUGCCGAGGAACAACGCCGUAUGAUUCUUUAGAUGUUGCCACAUUUACUUCAAUAAAAACUGAAUUUAC